Molecule: messenger RNA, 2541 nt
Organism: Neomonachus schauinslandi (Hawaiian monk seal)
Lineage: Eukaryota; Metazoa; Chordata; Mammalia; Carnivora; Phocidae
Gene: EZH2
Product: enhancer of zeste 2 polycomb repressive complex 2 subunit
Exons: 19
Coding region: 20-2272 (750 amino acids)
Biological process (GO): chromatin remodeling
Molecular function (GO): protein binding; histone H3K27 methyltransferase activity
Source: RefSeq, a predicted model, not a curated record
CAUUGCUUUUAGAAUAAUCAUGGGCCAGACUGGGAAGAAAUCUGAGAAGGGACCGGUUUGUUGGCGCAAGCGUGUAAAAUCAGAGUACAUGCGACUGCGGCAGCUCAAGCGGUUCAGGCGGGCUGACGAAGUGAAGAGUAUGUUUAGUUCCAAUCGUCAGAAAAUUUUGGAAAGAACGGAAAUCUUAAACCAAGAAUGGAAGCAGCGAAGGAUACAGCCUGUGCACAUCCUGACUUCUGUGAGCUCAUUGCGCGGGACCAGGGAGUGUUCAGUGACCAGUGACUUGGAUUUUCCAACACAAGUCAUCCCAUUAAAGACUCUGAAUGCUGUUGCUUCAGUACCCAUAAUGUAUUCUUGGUCUCCCCUACAGCAGAAUUUUAUGGUGGAAGAUGAAACUGUUUUACAUAACAUUCCUUACAUGGGGGAUGAAGUUUUAGACCAGGAUGGGACUUUCAUUGAAGAACUAAUAAAAAAUUAUGAUGGAAAAGUACAUGGGGAUAGAGAAUGUGGGUUUAUAAAUGAUGAAAUUUUUGUGGAGUUGGUGAAUGCUCUUGGUCAGUACAAUGAUGAUGAUGAUGAUGAUGGAGAUGAUCCUGAUGAAAGAGAAGAAAAACAGAAAGAUCUAGAGGAGAACAGAGAUGAUAAAGAAAGCCACCCACCUCGGAAAUUUCCUUCUGAUAAAAUUUUUGAAGCCAUUUCCUCAAUGUUUCCAGAUAAGGGCACAGCAGAAGAACUAAAGGAAAAGUAUAAAGAGCUCACCGAACAGCAGCUCCCGGGCGCCCUUCCUCCUGAAUGUACCCCGAACAUAGACGGACCAAAUGCUAAAUCUGUUCAGAGGGAGCAAAGCCUGCAUUCAUUUCAUACGCUUUUCUGUAGGCGAUGUUUUAAAUAUGACUGCUUCCUACAUCGUAAGUGCAGUUAUUCUUUUCAUGCAACACCCAAUACUUACAAGCGGAAGAACACAGAGACGGCUCUAGACAACAAACCGUGUGGCCCGCAGUGUUACCAGCACUUGGAGGGAGCAAAGGAGUUUGCUGCCGCCCUCACCGCGGAGCGGAUCAAGACCCCGCCGAAGCGGCCCGGCGGCCGCAGGAGAGGCAGGCUCCCCACCAACAGCAGCCGGCCCAGCACCCCCACCAUCAACGUGCUGGAGUCCAAGGACACAGACAGUGACAGGGAAGCAGGGACCGAGACGGGCGGGGAGAACAACGAUAAAGAGGAGGAGGAGAAAAAGGACGAGACUUCCAGCUCCUCCGAAGCAAAUUCUCGGUGUCAAACGCCAAUUAAGAUGAAGCCUAACAUUGAGCCUCCGGAGAACGUGGAGUGGAGUGGUGCUGAGGCCUCGAUGUUCAGGGUCCUCAUUGGCACAUAUUAUGACAAUUUCUGUGCCAUUGCUAGGCUCAUUGGGACCAAAACUUGUCGACAGGUGUAUGAGUUUCGCGUCAAAGAAUCGAGUAUCAUAGCUCCGGCCCCGGCCGAGGAUGUGGACACCCCGCCGAGGAAGAAGAAGAGGAAACACCGGUUGUGGGCUGCCCACUGCAGAAAGAUACAGCUGAAAAAGGACGGCUCCUCCAACCACGUUUACAACUACCAGCCCUGUGACCAUCCACGGCAGCCUUGUGACAGUUCGUGCCCUUGUGUGAUAGCACAAAAUUUUUGUGAAAAGUUUUGUCAAUGUAGUUCAGAGUGUCAGAACCGCUUCCCCGGUUGCCGCUGCAAAGCUCAGUGCAACACGAAGCAGUGUCCAUGCUACCUGGCCGUGCGCGAGUGCGACCCCGACCUGUGCCUCACGUGUGGCGCCGCCGACCACUGGGACAGCAAGAACGUGUCCUGCAAGAACUGCAGCAUCCAGCGCGGCUCCAAGAAGCAUUUAUUGCUGGCACCAUCUGAUGUGGCAGGCUGGGGGAUUUUCAUCAAAGAUCCUGUACAGAAAAAUGAAUUCAUCUCGGAGUACUGUGGAGAGAUUAUUUCUCAAGAUGAAGCAGACAGAAGAGGGAAAGUGUAUGAUAAAUACAUGUGCAGCUUUCUGUUCAACUUAAACAAUGAUUUUGUGGUGGAUGCAACCCGCAAGGGUAACAAAAUCCGUUUUGCAAAUCAUUCAGUAAAUCCAAACUGCUAUGCAAAAGUUAUGAUGGUGAACGGCGAUCACAGGAUAGGGAUUUUUGCUAAGAGAGCCAUCCAGACUGGUGAAGAGCUGUUUUUUGAUUACAGAUACAGCCAGGCUGACGCCCUCAAGUACGUGGGCAUCGAAAGAGAAAUGGAAAUCCCUUGACGUCUGCUACCUCCUCCUUCCCCUCCUCCUUUCUGGAACAGCUGCCUUAGCUUCAGGAACCUCGAGUACUGUGGGCAAUUUAGAGAAAUAAAAUGCAGUUUGAAAUUCUGAAUUUGCAAAGUACUGUAAGAAUAAUUUAUAGUAAUGAGUUUAAAAAUCAACUUUUUAUUGCCUUCUCACCAGCUGCAGAGUGUUUUGUACCAGUGAAUUUUUGCAAUAAUGCAGUAUGGUACAUUUUUCAACUUUGAAUAAAGAAUACUUGAACUUCC